AUGACACCGCCGACUGGGGCAAAGCAGGCGGGAGGCGCGCCUCUGCCUGACUGCCCCGCUACCCCCCUACUCACCCUAUCACGACGGCUCCUCCUCUCCCCCCGCACUUCCCGUGCAUGCAACUCCCAGGGCAUGACUGGUGUGGUCUGGUGGCGCACUCAGCAGGCGGGAGGCGCGCCUCUGCCUGACUGCCGCGCUCCCCCCCUUCUCUUCCUAUCACCCCAAUCCCGCUUCCCCCCAUCUUCCCCCGCAUGCGCCUCCCAGGUGUGGUCUGGUGGCGCACUCAGCAGGCGGGAGGUGUGCCUCCCCCUGUUUGCGGCGCUCCCCCCCUUCUCUUCCUAUCACCCCAACCCCUGCCUGACUGCCCCGCUAGAUCCCCCUUCUCUUCCUGUCACCCCAACCCCUCUCCCCCCGCCUAUCCCCUACAUGCGGCCCCCAGGUGUGGUCUGGUGGCGCACUCAGCAGGCGGGAGGCGCGCCUUUGCCUGUCUGCCGCACUCCCCCCCUUCUCUUCCUAUCACCCCAAUCCCGCUUCCCCCCAUCUUCCCCCGCAUGCGCCUCUCAGGGCAGGUCUGGUGCCGCACUCAGCAGGUGGGAGGCGCGCCUCUGCCUGACUGCCCCGCUAGAUCCCCCUUCUCAUCCUAUCACCCCAACCCCGCUUCCCCCGCCUAUCCCCCGCAUGCGGCCCCCACGUGUGGUCUGGUGGCGCACUCAGCAGGUGGGAGGUGCGCCUCUGCCUGACUGCCGCGCUCCCCUCCUUCUCUACCUAUCACCCCAAUCCCGCAGGUCCCCCUCCCCGUGCACCCUCCCCCCUCUCUCCCCAGCUCACCCUCCCUUUCGAGGUGGCUCCCAUAUGACGCUCGUGGCACACUCUGCAGACGGGUACGUGGAAUGCCUCUUCUAG
Closterium sp. NIES-65 is the source of this 903-nucleotide messenger RNA. NCBI's taxonomy places the organism in Eukaryota, Viridiplantae, Streptophyta, Zygnematophyceae, Desmidiales, Closteriaceae. The record is from the annotation of a GenBank genome assembly.